AUGUCUCUCCUCGACAAAUUUUCACGAACGGUGCAACACGCUUGCUUGCUCCUGGGCAUGUAUGUUGCCGCCUCGGUGGCUAGACCCUGUGACAUUUAUCAGUCUUACGGCACACCAUGCGUCGCGGCGCAUAGUACUACACGGGCCUUGUACGCCAACUACACUGGCGAACUGUAUCAAGUGAAGCGCGGCUCCGACCAGGCAACCAUCAAUAUCACACCAAUCUCUGCCGGAGAAGUAGCUGAUGCUGCCGCUCAAGAUUCUUUCUGCGCCCGGACAACUUGUCUUAUUACUAUCAUCUAUGAUCAGUCCGGUCAUGGUAACCAUCUCACCCAGGCACCGCCCGGAGGCGCUGGCAGUGGCCCUGAAGCAAAGGGUUAUGACUCCCUAGCAAGCGCCAUUGGCGCGCCUGUUACAGUCCACGGCAAAAAGGCAUAUGGUGUGUUCAUUGCGCCUAAGACUGGAUAUCGCAAUAAUAAAGCGAAACAUACUGCUACUGGAGACCAGGCGCAGGGCAUGUAUGCCGUCCUUGACGGCACCCACUACAGUACUUUCUGCUGCUUUGACUAUGGCAAUGCCGAGAGAGACAACAAAGACACGGGUGGUGGUAAGAUGGAAGCUAUAUACUUUGGCAUUGGCGGUUUUCACGGCUCCGGCCGUGGGCCUUGGGUUCAAGCCGACCUGGAAGAUGGCAUGUUUGCAGGCCACGACCACGGCCGGAACCACAAGAAUCCUAGCAUGACUUCUCGCUUUGUUACUGCUGUGGUGAAGGGCAAGGCCGGACGUUUUGCCAUCCGUGGUGGUGACGGGGCGUCGGGCACUCUGUCGACGUUUUAUAAUGGCAAACGACCCAAUGGAAUGUAUGCCAAGAUGCGAAGAGAGGGGGCAAUUGUGCUCGGCAUCGGUGGUGAUAAUAGCAAUAGGGGCCAAGGUACUUUCUACGAAGGCGCCAUGACCAAGGGCUAUCCGUCCGACAAGGCUGAGGCCAAAGUCCAGGAAGAUAUUGUCAAGGCAGCCAAGUACGCUACCACUUCUUUGAUCAGUGGCCCUCCCUUUGUUGUUGGCUCUCGUGUUUCGCUUCGGGUCACCACGCCCUGCUGCAACACGAGAUAUAUUGCUCACAGUGGAGCCACUAUGAAGACGCAAGUCGUGUCAUCCAAGAGUAGCCAGCAGCUUAAAAAGGAAGCCAGCUGGAUUGUUCGUGGAGGACUUGGCUUCGACGGCUGCUUCUCGUUUGAGUCUGUCGAUUCGCCUGGCCAUUUCAUACGCCUCGACCACAAUUAUCGCCUUGAGCUUGCCGCCAAUAAUGGCAAGAAGUUGUUUCAUGAAACAGCUACCUUUUGUCCGGAGGCCGGUCUUUACGGUCAAGGUAGCUCGUUGCGAUCCUGGGCUUAUCCUGCUCGCUACUGGCGGCACUUCAACAACGAUCUAUAUGCUGCGAGUAAUGGGAAUCCUUAUUACUUUGAUGCCCAUUGGAGGUUUAACGAAGACGUGAGCUUUGUGGCUGCCAAGAGUUUUGCGUAA
Messenger RNA from Pochonia chlamydosporia 170, 1524 nucleotides. RefSeq names its product alpha-N-arabinofuranosidase precursor. Gene Ontology annotation, biological process: arabinan metabolic process; pectin catabolic process; L-arabinose metabolic process. The transcript has a single exon. Lineage: Eukaryota; Fungi; Ascomycota; Sordariomycetes; Hypocreales; Clavicipitaceae. The record is from RefSeq and is a predicted model, not a curated record. Gene Ontology annotation, molecular function: alpha-L-arabinofuranosidase activity. The coding region runs from base 1 to 1524 and encodes 507 amino acids.